This is a messenger RNA of Carica papaya (papaya), 1703 nucleotides long. RefSeq names its product xylulose kinase-1 (gene XK-1). The record is from RefSeq and is a predicted model, not a curated record. Gene Ontology annotation, cellular component: cytosol. Lineage: Eukaryota; Viridiplantae; Streptophyta; Magnoliopsida; Brassicales; Caricaceae. Gene Ontology annotation, biological process: phosphorylation; xylulose metabolic process. Gene Ontology annotation, molecular function: D-xylulokinase activity; D-ribulokinase activity.
CGGGAUAUAUUUUAUGUAUCCAUCUUUGAAAACGGUUGCUCAUUUCCCUUUGUCCGUUGUUUCCCAAGGAUCAUGCUGGUGUCACUCCUCUCCUCCUCUUCUUCUUCUUCUUCUCUCAUUCUCUGCGCAUCACCUCCAAAACUUGGAUAUUUCAAUACAAGGAAUCCAGCGUUAUCCAGAACCGGGCCGUGUUAUGCAACUGUAGACAAAACGCCGAGAAGAGUGACUUUCAUGAGCAACAGCAAUAAUGGCAGCAGAAACGCGGUUGUUCCGCUCGGGGAAAAAAGGCUUUAUCUAGGGAUGGAUUUUGGUACAUCUGGAGCUAGGUUCGCUAUCAUUGACAAGGAGGGUGCAGUUCAUGCUGAGGGGAAAAGAGAAUAUCCGUGUAUUAUGGGGGAAGAAAAAGUGUAUUGGGCAGGGUCAUGGAAAAUGACACUUUUUGCGUUGCUACAAGACAUUCCAAUUAAACUUCGCCCAUUUAUUGCUUCCAUUUCUAUUGAUGGAACUUCUGCAACUACUCUCAUUGUAGACAGAAAUACGGGAGAACCUUUAUCAAGGCCUUUCCUCUACAAUGAGAGCUGUCCUGAUGCUUUACCAGAGGUGAAGUCCAUAGCUCCGGCGAACCAUACUGUCUGUUCUGGUUCCUCUACCCUUUGCAAGCUUGUUUCAUGGUGGAGCAUUGACAACGCAAACAAAGAAUCUGCAGUCUUAUUGCAUCAGGCAGAUUGGUUGUUGUGGUUUCUUCAUGGAAAGCUUGGAAUUUCAGAUUACAAUAAUGCAUUGAAGGUUGGUUAUGAUCCUGAAUCUGAUGCAUAUCCAUCUUGGCUACUUUCUCAGCCUUAUUCUCGACUAUUACCUUCUGUUAAGGCACCUGGAACUUCAAUUGGCUUUUUAAAGGAGGAUCUUAGAAAGCAAUAUGGAUUUCCUGAUGAUUGUACUAUUUGUACUGGAACCACAGAUAGUAUUGCUGCCUUUCUUGCAGCCCGUGCAAUGGAACCUGGAAAGGCGGUAACUUCUUUGGGUUCAACGCUUGCUAUUAAACUACUGAGCUCCACUAGGGUUGAUGAUGCAAGAUUUGGAGUUUAUAGUCACCGUCUUGAUGAUAUGUGGCUCGUUGGGGGUGCUUCAAAUACUGGCGGAGCUGUUCUUAGACAAUAUUUCACAGACAAGCAAUUGGAGGAAUUGAGUGAACAGAUUAACCCCAUGGAAGCCUCUCCUCUGGAUUACUACCCUCUGCAGGCAGUUGGUGAGAGAUUUCCUGUUGCAGAUCCAAAAAUGGCUCCUAGGUUACAUCCACGUCCAGAAAGUGAUGCAGAGUAUUUGCAUGGCAUAUUAGAAUCAAUUGCACGGAUUGAGGCCAAAGGUUAUAGCUUGUUAAGGGAUCUGGGAGCAACUCAAGUUGAUGAGGUGUUUACUGCUGGAGGAGGUGCCAAAAAUGAUAAAUGGAUGAAGAUUAGAGAAAGGUUACUUGGCUUGCCAGUGACUCGGGCAAUUCACACAGAGGCUGCCUAUGGAGCUGCUUUAUUGGCCUUGAAGGGUGCACUAGAGAACAGCCGGGCUGGUGCUUGGUAGAUUGAAUUUACAUGAGAUGGUAUCUGAUUCUUAACAGAAAAAUUAUAAAUAGGCUUAUUUUCUAUUCUGUCAAUGUAUAAGCAACACUGCUCCAAUCUGGUCAAUCUAAAUUCUCUCACAUUUCAAGGGCA